GAUUCCAGGCCACAUAUGUUAUCCAGUGUACGUUUUAACUGCUACACAGACGUGAUGUGUCUGCACUUCAGUUCUUUUUUGUGGAUUGAAUAUGGAUUAAGGAACAAGCCGUGUAUAGACAUCGUAAUAUGAUGAUAACGUUUUAAGUAAACAGUUGGCUGACCUUCGUAAAGCAAACCUGUUCGCUAUAUGAUGACCAUAUCACUGGAAUUAUAGAAACGAAACAGUUCAUGUAUCGAUGAAUGUAAAAAUUAACACUGAAAUUAAUGAUUGCUAUUGAUAUUUGCUUCUAUCGAGUCGUCAACGGUAAUAAGAGGUGCGUAGUCCAUUAUUAAUUUGCGCAUUGAACGCGUCAAGGAAACGUAAAUGCUGAUAAACAUGAUCUAAUUGCUCAUGUUCGUCCAUAUCUAUAACUAUGUGACAAAUUGUUAAUUGGGCUAUUCACAACAUACACAGCAAAAAUUGAUAAACAACAAUCUAAUAUUAAUGCUUACCUUAAAUUAGAAGAAAAGUCAAAUUUUAUAGUCUCAAAUUAUCCUUAUUACCGUACAAGUCAAACUUGUCAUAGUGGAAUGUAUGGGAUUGAACCUUCAUCAUGAAUUUACACAAGUAGACAACGAGAAAUUAGGUCAGUCUAGUAGCUCUAAAGCAAUUGAGUACAUGAAACGCGCAAUACAAGAUUAUUCCUUUGGCCUUUGUUAAAAUGGACCUACCAAAAACCGAGAAUUAUUUAGUCUGAUUAUAUUAAAGAAGUUGACUUCAGUUUUUUGAACAGUUUUUUUUUUUUUUUUUUUUGUGAUAUAUAAGCCUUCACGUACAAGUCUUCUUUUAAUAUAAAAGUUAUCCCUAUCGUGAAUAAAAUAUAGGGGCCAUGUAUUGUUCCAGUGGUCUAGAUCAUCUAUAUGGAAAUCUUUUUGCCCGAGGUGUUCGGAUUAAAUGGCAAAACCGAAUAUAGCAACCAUGUAGGUUUGUCAACUGUAGCAUCCCGAGUCGAGUUUAUACGAUCACUUUAUCUUGACCCGUUUAGCAUGGUAUGGCACAUUGAAAACAUCUGGGUGGGAACUGAAAUGCACUAUAUUUUUCCGUAUGGACAGAAAUUGCUAUUGAUUAGGAUAUGUACGUAAAUUCCUUGCUUUGGAUCAAAUGGUUUAUUGUUAUCUGUUUUAUGGGCGGUACGGGAAAUGUUAUUUAGAGCAUUGUGCUUUCUUUGCUUUAUUUAGAGUAUUCUAUUGUAGAUAACAAUAAGGAUUAGUAGAUCAACGCAUGAAAAAAAACACGAACAUUGUGAGGACAUAGAGCAGUCAAAGAUUCCUUACGUAACUUGGCUGCCAUAUAAACUAGUGCUCAAGGUGGUAAUUUGAGGAUAAUUUAUUCUAUUUCAACUAUUGGUAUGUUAAGAUUUAUUGCACGAGCUCAUCAUGUAUUCACUGUAGAAAUGAAUAUUGAUACUCGAACUCGUUCUACAUCGAUAACAACAAUGAUUGCAAUUCCUACGAGGAUUGAAUUUGUUCAUAAUUGACUGCUAUUCACGCUUCAGUAGUAAAAUAAGAUUAUGCCCAAAAUUUAGGAAGGACUACUAAAGUAAUCUUAGCUAAUUAUUCAAUUGAUAUUAUUUUACAUGACAGUUGUUAUGUUGUUGCUCAUAAUAUUUACGUUUUAAAAAUAGGAGCCGUAUUUGCUAUAAUGCUUGGUGUUGUUUAUCGACUUUUUUAAAAUUUUUUUUGGAUUGAGUGUAAAGUUUUUAAAGAUUCACUCUCAGUAAUAUUUGUAUGGCUAAAUAUAACUUCUUUCAGCAUAUUUUUAGAAUCAAGAGGUAUAUUUAAGGGUUAUUCAGAUUAUCCUGAUUUUCAAUGAGUACCUCGCUAAGCUCAAGUGUUCAUGGGCUCGUUCUGCUGCGUGGGCCGCUAACAACACCGUUCUGCUGGAAGUCUACGUUAGAAAUUUUCAAUAGUUUUCAGUUUUUACUCGUAUUUUUUUCAAAUUUGACAGUGUUAUUUAUGUUACAGAUUGUACUUCCGAACAUAAUUAGAAAAUGUAACAUAGCCACUGUGUCGAGCCCUGGUAUGACGUGGGUGACUUUUUGAAAAAAGCCGUAAAAGAUACUGUCAAGACCAGAUUUUUAACCCGAAUUCGAGAAUAAGAUGUUUGUACAAGAAACGAUGAUAUAUAUAUUGAUUUCUAGUUUAUUGAAUAACAUAUGUGCGGAAAAUAGAGAUAACUACCAAAUUGAAAUCAACAUGACAGAUAUCUUAAUCUCAUAAUAAGCGUUAUAGUCGAUGAAGAAUAACUUUAUUGCGCACAAGCAACAAAAAAUGAUUAAGAGGAACCUAAUGUAUGAAUACUUGUGUUCAGGGUACGAGUUUUUUUGAUAAACAGAAUGGAAAGGUAAUGCGCUAGGUAAACGUCGAAUACUUCGGCAUUGUUAUGGAUCACAAUAUUGAACACGUAAUCAUGUAACUGCGUAGAAUAGAACUUGCCAAAACAAUGAUCAUUUCAAGUAAACAGUUGACAGCAGCGGUUCCUGUAGCAAUUAUAAGAGUCUAGUGAUAUGUAUUGAAGUAUAGUAUAAAUGAACGUGUCGGAAAAAUCCUGUCAUUAAGACUGGAAAGCUUUAAUAUUUGCUAUUGUAAGAGAGACCCUUGUCGGCUGCUCGGAGAGCCGAGAACGUAUUUCAUGAAAGUCGCAGAAUUUUGAAACCUGCAUUGCUCAUUACACAGAGUUGUUUACCGUAAUCAUGAGAGAUGUUUUUAAUGUGUGAAAAAUAUUUGAGCAAUAAGUGAAAAACGCUACUUUAAGAGUAUAAAUCGAAAGUCAUACUGCUGAUAAACACCGCCCGUCGACUGGGUUGACACGAUGCUUGCCUGCAGAUCUGUGGCACUUUUCAGCUCUUCUAGGUUGAGGCUUUCUAAACUAAUCUAUGGAACUAAGCUGCCUAUUUAGCCUUAGUUCGAUUAUGUCCGUACAGAACUAGAGUAAAAUUUGAUCGAUAAACUUUUAGUAGAAUUAAAAAUUUGCAACGCGGUCUGGUAUAAUGUAUUCUUGGGAAGAGACGAUACGCAUGCAUUUGGAAGGCGCGCUCGUCCUCACCGUCUAUCUUUGUUGACGCGAUGUUCCAAUUCUGUAAUCUAUGCUUAGACAUAUUUAGAUGCAUCGUGGAUAUGAAGUACUUUUCUUCUGGGUGACAUCGUACUUACUGCUGUAACAAGGAAAUAUCAAAUAUCGAUAUUUAGUGUGAAAAUGUGGAGAAUGGAUCAACUAGCUUUAGCUUGUCGUUUGUAUGUAGAAAUAUAUCGUAAACUAUGUAAGUUACCCACGUACCUGUGUAAUUUUUACCGCUCAAAUAAAAUCUCGGUUUUUUGGCUAUGUUGAAACCUAGAAUCAAAGUUGAAAUUAUUGGAAAGGUAUUAAUUAUUAUAGAUUUGAGCUACAAGGUUUUACGUAAAACAUGUGUGAGUGCUUUAUAGCGAUCAAAUUGAUUAUAAUAGCCUUGUUCUUCUGUCUGUCCCCCCAGAGUGUAGAAGGUCCGUUUCGUCUUCUUGGGAGUUCUACCGGCUAGUUACAGAACGCCCAAUCAUCUUAUCAAAAUCACUAAAUUCUCUAUUCACAGUUAGCCAUUGAAUGCUCUCGGAGAAGUCAUCAGUGGGUCUGGUAGAAUUGCUGUUUAAUGCCAGCGAUUCUAAGAGCAUAAGACCAAUGAAAACAUUUUCUCAAAGUUAUCCGAGACUAUAGGUGCGUUUCCAGAAAGCAAGAUGGAAUCUGAAGGACGUACCUCCACUGAUACAUAUGGCCGAUUGACGUCCAAUCAGCAGCAGGACAAUAUGACUUCUCCUGUGGAAGUCCAGAAUGACUCAGUAAAUCAAAUGCGGAACGACGAGGCACUGGCAUAUACCGAUCACGACGAGAGGGCACCCCUUCCUGUUAACGGUUCGAUGCAAUCUAUUCCGCAGAAUGUACUGGAGCGCUAUUUUGAAAUAACAGAAAUCUUUGAAAUGGGAAGAAUGGCAAGUAUGUUCUACAAUACAUGGGGUCUGCGCCUGUUUUACAUUUGUAUUACACUUUAUCUCUACGGUGAUUUGGCCAUUUAUAGUACGGCGGUUGCUAAGUCACUUCGAGAUCUCGCAUGCCAACGAAUAAAAGAUAACAACAGCAUAUCUGAUAUGUGCUGGCCCGACUACAACAUCUCUCAAGCUAAUAUGUACUUAAUUUCUCUGGCUAUUUUUAUAUUUGCCGUAGGACCCUUUACUUUCUAUAAUGUACAAAGAACAAAGUAUUUGCAAAUCAGUAUUACCAUUCUCCGCUGGAAAGCUUUCGGUAUUAUGAUCGUCUUGUGUAUGAUCGCUAUUAUUAACGGCCAUGCAAAAGGUCAUCCGAAGGUGGGAGACAUCUCAGAAGUGCCGGCACUGUUUGGAACAUGCGUGUACUCGUUCAUGUGCCACCAUUCGUUACCUUCCCUAAUCACUCCGCUUCAGCCAAAAAAGGGAGUGUCUAUACUAAUACUGUGCGACUUCAUACUCGUUCAAGUUUUCUAUAAUCUUCUGUCGAUGACGGGUGUUUUCACGUUCGAGGUGGUGAAGGAUUUGUACACAUUGAAUUUCGAGCCAAGCAUGACACCUUCCGUUGUCCCCGAAAUACCAUAUUUGCAAUAUUUUCUUCUCGUGUUUCCCAUACUUAUGGUCACCUCAAAUUUCCCGAUUAUCGCUAUCACAUUGACAAAUAACCUGCGAGCGCUCAUUGUUAAUCAGGAUUCCCCGUGGUGGUUUGCAAAGGCGGUCGUUCCGAUAAUGGCGUUGAUUCCACCCUGUUUGAUAGCACUGUUAGUGCAAGAUGUGGAUCUACUCGUUAGCGUUACUGGUGCAUAUGCUGGUGCCGGGAUCCAGUACGUCAUUCCGGCAUCACUUGUUUAUCUUGCAAGACGUGAGAUUAAUGCUCGGCUCGGUCCCGGCGUUAAGAACACCUUUGCAAGUCCGUUCCAGUGUCCUUAUUGGAUUCACUUUGUCAUAACGUGGGCCUGUAUCUCUAUACUGCUUGUCACUUGGAAUAUCAUAAAGAAGUUGAUGUAACAGGACGUUUUUCAACCAUCUUUUAGCAAAGGCCUUAAUUUAAGGGCAGCGUACCAAUGAAGGCUGUCCUAAAGCUAUAGCCGAAUCACUGAAGUACAUUUUGCAGAGCAACCAGCAAGUUUACUGCUAUAUUCUUUCAGUAAACAACGUAAUUUACAUGAAGGAAAGCGAUACGAAGUCUAGAAAUACUAAGUAUAGUUAUCAAAUGACUGAAGACAAUGCCAUGUGAAUUUAAACGGUGCAGAACGUUUAUGUGGAUCGUAAAUAUGCAUGCACUAAUACAUAGUCUACAUUCUAUUUUUGUAGAAAAUAUUAUUUGCUACAUAAAUGUAAGUAUAGUUAGAAUUCAAUAACACUUACAGGAGAUUUAUUAUUGCUACGCGUUGUGUUGCCAUAGUUCAAUAGAAAGAAAGUGUAACGAAGCGACAUUCGACACAAAUCAGCGAAGGUUUGUUGGAAAAAGGUACACAUACAAGAAAAGUGAUCGCAAAAAGGUGCUUGUUUGGCGUGCCUGAUAUACAUGUCGGAUUAGGUAUGUCACCUGAACAGCAACUCGGAGUCAGUGGACUGAUACUAGCUGUAUAUAAGAUGCGGCCAGCGACACCAUUUUGUCCGUCAUGUAAUCGUUUAAUUCAUAGACCUUUACUAUGUUAUUCUGAAUAAUAAGGAGUUUGACGAAGAAAAGGUA
Varroa destructor (honeybee mite) is the source of this 5748-nucleotide messenger RNA. RefSeq names its product putative sodium-coupled neutral amino acid transporter 12. The record is from RefSeq and is a predicted model, not a curated record. Lineage: Eukaryota; Metazoa; Arthropoda; Arachnida; Mesostigmata; Varroidae.